Fragaria vesca subsp. vesca is the source of this 871-nucleotide messenger RNA. RefSeq lists its product as uncharacterized. The coding region runs from base 40 to 468 and encodes 142 amino acids. The transcript is spliced from 5 exons. The record is from RefSeq and is a predicted model, not a curated record. Lineage: Eukaryota; Viridiplantae; Streptophyta; Magnoliopsida; Rosales; Rosaceae.
UUUUCUUACCUUUUGUUCUCAUGGUGCCCAUCCUCAUUCAUGUUUUUUCUGUCUGUUUGUUCUCAUGGUGAUUUUUCCCGGGCAGUACUCUUCUUGCAUUUGUUCAAGGUCUCCAUUCAGAAACUGCUUGAAUUGGCGGAAGCCGCUGCUGAAAUUAGACGGCCUAACAUCAGAGUUAAAGAUAACAAGGAUCUCUUUUUGAUGAUUCAGGUCUUCAGGAAGAAGAUCCCCGAUGCAUUGAGCCUACCUGGUAAGUUUUACAAUUUGUCUUUAAAUACUUCUGGUAAAUAUAUCUCACAGUCGUACACGCUUGCUACCCUGAUCAUCUCUCACAGUGCUGAGUUGGGCCAUGUCGGACAAGAGUACUUUCAGUCUAUUGCCGAUUCCAAGUUCCUCGAUCCACUGAGCAGGGCUACCAUGUCCAUGUCCGACAUGACUCAAUACUUGGUUCUACUGUUGAUGUCUUAAACUCGAAGACCGAUCCUCGGCAGGCUGGCACCAUCCGAGAGAAUGGUUAUAUUCUCAUAAAAAAAUAGGCCCCCCAAGAUGUGUCUGGUGAACAAGAUUGGAAAGACAUGUCCUGAGGCUUCCAACUGAUAAACAUCUCUGCGCAGCAGAUCAUGGAUGGAAUGAAAUUGUGUAGACGGGCAAGGUAAAGCAGAAAAAAUUGACAACCCUGACGCUCCAAGAUCCCAAGUGAUCACCAGACUCUGGAGAACUCCAUUUACAGAAGCAGUCAGGAGCAAUGCAGCGCAUACAACAUCAGAAAAUUGGUAAUUCUCAUUCUUAACAACCACAAAAUAGUACCACAAAAUAUUUGCACAUCUUUGGAAAAGAUGGUUAGGGGAGAAUUACACAAGACUGGCUUUAA